Messenger RNA from Carlito syrichta (Philippine tarsier), 2862 nucleotides. RefSeq names its product proteasome 26S subunit, non-ATPase 11 (gene PSMD11). Gene Ontology annotation, biological process: ubiquitin-dependent protein catabolic process. Gene Ontology annotation, molecular function: structural molecule activity; protein binding. The coding region runs from base 237 to 1505 and encodes 422 amino acids. Gene Ontology annotation, cellular component: proteasome regulatory particle, lid subcomplex. The transcript is spliced from 14 exons. The record is from RefSeq and is a predicted model, not a curated record. NCBI's taxonomy places the organism in Eukaryota, Metazoa, Chordata, Mammalia, Primates, Tarsiidae.
CGCCUCUUUUCUUCGCAGGACAGCCUCUAGGCGGUGCUAGGGAACUUGUAGCCCACCUGCGAGGCGCUCCCGCCCUUCCCCUCACCCCAGUCCGGCCCCGGAGAGACUACAAUUCCCGGAGUGCUGUGGGAACAGAGAGGCGGGAGUUACGGGGAGGAGGGUCGCGAGGGCGGACCUUCCGGGUGUGUGCUUCCGGCGUCGGCGGCCGCGGCCGGGGACGGUGUGAGAGCGGUAAGAUGGCGGCGGCGGCGGUGGUGGAGUUCCAGAGAGCCCAGUCUCUCCUCAGCACCGACCGGGAGGCCUCCAUCGACAUCCUCCACUCCAUCGUGAAGCGUGACAUUCAGGAAAAUGAUGAGGAGGCAGUGCAGGUCAAAGAGCAGAGCAUCUUGGAACUGGGGUCUCUCUUGGCAAAGACUGGACAAGCUGCAGAGCUUGGAGGACUCCUGAAGUAUGUACGACCCUUCUUGAAUUCCAUCAGCAAAGCUAAGGCAGCUCGUCUGGUUCGAUCUCUUCUUGACCUGUUUCUUGAUAUGGAAGCAGCUACAGGGCAGGAGGUCGAACUAUGUUUAGAGUGCAUUGAAUGGGCCAAAUCAGAGAAAAGAACUUUCUUACGCCAAGCUUUGGAGGCAAGACUGGUGUCUUUGUACUUUGAUACCAAGAGGUACCAGGAAGCAUUACAUUUGGGUUCUCAGCUGCUGCGGGAGUUGAAAAAGAUGGAUGACAAAGCCCUCUUGGUGGAAGUACAGCUUUUAGAAAGCAAAACAUACCAUGCCCUGAGCAACCUGCCGAAAGCCCGAGCUGCCUUAACCUCUGCUCGAACCACAGCAAAUGCCAUCUACUGCCCCCCUAAAUUGCAGGCCACCUUGGACAUGCAGUCAGGUAUUAUCCAUGCAGCAGAGGAGAAGGACUGGAAAACUGCGUACUCAUACUUCUAUGAGGCAUUUGAGGGUUAUGACUCCAUCGAUAGCCCUAAGGCCAUCACAUCUCUGAAAUACAUGUUGCUGUGCAAAAUCAUGCUCAACACCCCAGAAGAUGUCCAGGCUCUGGUGAGCGGGAAGCUUGCACUUCGGUAUGCAGGGAGGCAGACAGAAGCAUUAAAAUGCGUGGCUCAGGCUAGCAAGAACAGAUCACUAGCAGAUUUUGAAAAGGCCCUGACAGAUUACCGGGCAGAACUCCGGGAUGACCCAAUCAUCAGUACGCACUUGGCCAAGUUGUAUGAUAACUUACUGGAACAGAAUCUGAUCCGAGUCAUCGAGCCUUUUUCCAGAGUACAGAUUGAGCACAUAUCUAGUCUCAUCAAACUCUCCAAGGCCGACGUGGAAAGGAAAUUAUCACAGAUGAUUCUUGACAAGAAAUUUCAUGGGAUUUUGGACCAGGGGGAGGGUGUCCUGAUUAUUUUCGAUGAACCCCCAGUAGAUAAAACUUAUGAAGCUGCUCUGGAAACAAUUCAGAACAUGAGUAAAGUAGUGGAUUCCCUCUACAACAAAGCCAAGAAACUGACAUAGAGUUGGAUCUGUAGCGGUCCUUUGGAGAGUGUGUGUGGCGGGAGAGUGAAACCUUGGGGGAAAAUGCUAGGAGAUUCUUUUUUCUUUUUGUUCUACUUUUCGCUCGGAAAGUUUUUAAAUCCUCAUUUGGUGCAUCUGUAUUCCAGCCGAUAGGUGUGCCAGUUUUCAUGUAAUCUUUACUGGCCCAACUUGGGAGUGGGGAAAUUGCUUAAAAAAAAAGAAAAAGAAAAAAAAAAGAUUAUUCUAAAUAAAAGGAAAAAGGCUUACACUACCUAAAGCUGUCCUCUCUGCCUCCUGGGAGAGGGCCGCAAAGCCAGGCACCCCGCCAGCCACUGGGGUUCCUAAUCCACCUGCUGGGCAUCACCUCUCCUCCUCUUCAGAAUUGGGUGUUUGCUGACCAUCAAAAGCACUUUUUAUUCUGUUUGUACUGAACCAAAACAAACAACUGUGUAUAGACUGCUGUUUUCUUUUUUAUUUGAAAUGAGGCGUUUUGGUGUUCUUUCCCCUGCCAUAAGGCCUGUCCGCCCUCCCCUCCCCCACAUUGGCUCCAGCAGACCAACUGAAGGUCCCGCCGCCGCCACUACUACCACCACUGCAGCAGAAGCAGCAGCGCCUGCACAGCUCCGCUCUGACCUGUGGAGGAAUGGGGACGAGGCCAGGAGCUAGUGUCUACCACGGCCACACGGGGAGCAGUGUGGGCCCUUAGCCCCCAGGGGGCCUGCUGUGCAUGUGGCUUUUUUUAACACAGUAAACUAGAUUAGACAUUGGUGUUUUAAGUGCCCCCUCCUCUCCUCCUCUGCUCUGCUUUGCUCUCUCCCUUCUCUUUCCCUUCUCAACCAGGAGACCGCCACGUCUCUCUUCUUCCUUCUCCCCUCCAGAGGAGUCGGGCUGUCUGAAAUCCAUCAGCUUCUCUCCGUCUCCCACUCCUCCUCUCCUGCUGUCAGAUGGAUUUAUUCCUUUUUUAAACAGUGAACAUCGGAAAUGAGACUGUGGGGUGUGGUUUUCUUUUCUUUUUUUAAUUUUCCUUGUUGGGUUUUCGAGCAACCUUAUGUCCCCUUCCCAGGGAGCUUCUUUAUUUACCUCUUAGAACUCGAACGGAUGGGAGGUAGAGCAUUGUAUGUCCGCAUGCUUUGUUUUCUGAUGCGAUUACAUAGCAAGGCUUUAAUGCCAUUUGGGCAGGUAAGCUUCUCGCACCUUUCGUGCUUAACUGUGUUUUCUUCUCUCAUCUCCUCUUUGUCUUUUCUCCUUUCUUCUCUCCUCCUCCUGCCUCCUUCCUGCUGGCUUCCUUUUCUCUUUCUCUCCCUUUCUCAGAUUAUCCUUCCAGGUUUUCGUAAUAAAUUUAUAUUUUGUAAAAGGA